This is a messenger RNA of Manis pentadactyla (Chinese pangolin), 231 nucleotides long. Its product is annotated as small nuclear ribonucleoprotein G-like. Gene Ontology annotation, molecular function: RNA binding. Lineage: Eukaryota; Metazoa; Chordata; Mammalia; Pholidota; Manidae. The transcript has a single exon. The coding region runs from base 1 to 231 and encodes 76 amino acids. Gene Ontology annotation, biological process: mRNA splicing, via spliceosome; spliceosomal snRNP assembly. Gene Ontology annotation, cellular component: SMN-Sm protein complex; U1 snRNP; U2 snRNP. The record is from RefSeq and is a predicted model, not a curated record.
AUGAACGAAGUUCACCCUCCCAAGCUGAAAAAAUUUAUGGACAAUAAGUUGUCAUUGAAAUUAAAUGGUGGCAAUCAUGUGCAAGGAAUACUGCAGGCAUUUGAUCCCUUUAUGAGUCUUGUGAUAGAUGAAUGUGUGGAGAUGGCAACUAGUGGGCAACAGAACAAUACUGGAAUGGUGGUAAUACGAGGAAAUAGUAUGACUGUGUUAGAAGCCUUGGGACAAGUAUAA